AGUCCCUCUAGCAGAAAAUCCAGGAAGAGGAAGAAGGAGGAGGAAUAAGAAGAAGGUGUGGUUUUAUAAAGGGUGUGUUGUUACUGAGUUGGAGACAACUUCAGGACACAGUUUCAAAAAUUGUGAGCUGACAACCGAACCAGUUUACUACAUUUUUCAGCUGGCUGACUCAGUCUGGUGAAUGGAGAUGGAUCAAGGCAGCAGCAGCAAGAGUGUGACUGUAAUUCAGCAGUUGUUUGAGACGGGGGCCACCCUGCUGAACCGUUUUUAUGAGGACCCCAAGGUUACACAGUUGAUGAAAACAAAGAUCGGGCAGUACCUGAGCAGCCACCCUUUCUUUGCUCUCACUGUGAUGCUGUUUGGCGCCAUGUCUGCAAUUCCAGUUGGAAUUUUCCUCUCUUUUGCUCUUGUGACCAUUAUCAUGACUUUAGUUGGUUUUGUUUUCAUUGAAGCGUUCCUGUUGUUUGUAGGAGGGACGACUCUGCUGUGUGUGCUUUCUGGCAUCGCCCUCUUCUCUGUCAUGGUUUCAUUCAUCUUUAAUGCACUUUACUUCACCAUCUCCAACAUCGUCAGCCGUCGUAACCCAAAUCUGACAAAGCAACGUUGUUCAGGAAAAGGAGAGUGAGAGUGAAACUUCAAAAACAAAGAAAGUGUAAAAGCUUGAUUGUUGUUCUUUCUCAAUUGUCAUCUUUAUGUGGAAACGUUUAAAAUUGCCAUAACUACUGAAGCAUGGUGGGUUAGAUUGAGACCCUUGAAUGUACUGUAUGUAACAGAUUGUGAAAGCACAAAGACUCCCUGGUGGUUACUGUAAGUCUAAAGCCUCAAGACUAUUAGUACAUAUUGUACUAUGUGUCAUUAUCUUUAAGUAUACAUGUUAUAUAAGUAUAACAUAUCACAGCCAAAGUAUGUAAUAACUAAUAUUGAAAGUGCCUUAUGAGUCCUAAUACACACAGAGUAUUUAUUUAGUUUUAGAAAUGCUUGUGUAUGUAAUGUAUGUCUGCAGGCAUCGGAUGCCCAUGCCUGUUAGGCUAAGAAAGCGCUGCAUAUAAACUGUUACAUGUUUGCUGUUACCUUUUAAAGAGCUCGAUGUUGUACAUUUGUGAUGCAGUUUUGAAUAAAUGAACAUCAUGAAAAACAA
Molecule: messenger RNA, 1138 nt
Organism: Eleginops maclovinus (Patagonian blennie)
Lineage: Eukaryota; Metazoa; Chordata; Actinopteri; Perciformes; Eleginopidae
Product: lipid droplet assembly factor 1-like
Exons: 5
Coding region: 182-625 (147 amino acids)
Source: RefSeq, a predicted model, not a curated record